UCCCGUCUUUUUCCAAAAUGUUUUGAUUCUAUAAAUCGUAUUUUUUAAUACCGAUUUGAUUAGCAUUAUUCUUAUAAAGUAUAUUUCAUACUUAUAGUUUAUACUUUAUUUGUUUUACUUUUGUCUUUCACGUCGGGCAGGCCAACAGCCAGUGCGUACUAUUGGAUACUAUUGGAUUAGAGCGCGUCACAAAGCUUUCUUAAACGUAAUCAUGAAAUUAGUCAAAUUUUUGAUGAAACUCAGUCAUGAAACUGUGACAUUAGAACUUAAAAAUGGUACUAGUGUUCAUGGCACUAUUACAGGUGUUGAUGUAGCAAUGAACACUCACCUUAAGGCUGUUAAAAUGACUGUUAGAAACCAACAACCUAUACAUUAUGAAACUCUUAGUAUUCGAGGUAACAACAUUCGGUACUACAUUUUACCUGACUCUCUUACUCUUGAAACCCUAUUAGUCGAUGAUGCUCCCAAAUCACGAAUGAAUCGUGGUGGACGAGGAGGUCGUGGAGGGCCAGGAAGAGGUGGUCGUGGACGUGGUGGUCCAAGAGGACGAGGAGGUCGUGGAGGGCCACGUGGAAGCGGUGGUGGACGUGGGCGUGGUGGUCCACCUCGGCGUUAAUACUUGCAUAAAUUAUUCAAUUUGAAAUCAAACUUGUGUAUUUUCAAAUUUGUAUGUGUAUUGGUCUUUUUUAAAAAUAUUUAAACUUUAUUUAUCAAGUUUUAUAAUAAAUUGUCCUUUAUAUUUAAUUGUCUAAUACUUAUAAAUACAUUUAAUAAACAGUACUAUAUACCUAAUAUAAAUGUAUUUAAUAUUAGAACUGAUCAUAUGACUUAUUAUUUGGUAGAGAUACUGGAAAAAGCAUUAAUUAAGUUUUCAGCUAUUGAAAAGCUUACAUACUUUUAAUUAUCUUUGUUUUUUUUUUAUAUUUUUUAAUAUUUAAUAAUCAUGAUUUUCUGAAUAUACAUAUUUAUGGUAUGUAAAAAAUAAAAAUAAGAUAUAAAAUGCAAUUAAGUUAACUCUUAAAAAUUGCUAGUAACAAAUAGUAUGCUCUAAGUCUAAAAAGAAUUUUGUAUGUGGAAAAGUUUAUAACCUAUUAAUAUUAUUUUAUAUCUUAUUCUUUAAAUAGUCAUUAACAGUAUAUCAUACAUUAUGUUAAUGGAAAGUAUUUAUUUAUUUUUCAUAUUAUAUAUACUGUUUUUUUACAAUGUUCAUAAUAGUUAGUCUUAAUUAAUCUACUUUUCCUGUUUUUCAAUAUAAUUAUUCAAA
Molecule: messenger RNA, 1264 nt
Organism: Rhopalosiphum maidis (corn leaf aphid)
Lineage: Eukaryota; Metazoa; Arthropoda; Insecta; Hemiptera; Aphididae
Product: probable small nuclear ribonucleoprotein Sm D1
Exons: 4
Coding region: 212-616 (134 amino acids)
Biological process (GO): RNA processing; spliceosomal snRNP assembly
Cellular component (GO): U12-type spliceosomal complex; catalytic step 2 spliceosome; U1 snRNP
Molecular function (GO): RNA binding
Source: RefSeq, a predicted model, not a curated record